UCUCCCCAUGACUGCACUUGGACAUCUCUACCUCCUGAGAGCAUGCGGGGGCGCUCCCCUCCUCUUCAUUCUGGGGCUGCUGCUAGCCCUACCACCUGAAGCGCAGGGGCUCCCUGAUGUUGGCCUUUCACCCUCUGAUGCCAGAACUGCCCAUCAGCAUCUCCAGAAGCACUUCACCCAACACACUUUCAAACCUGCUGCUCACCUUGUUGGAGACCCCAGUACCCAGAAAUCCCUUUGCUGGCGAGCAAACACAGAUCGUGCCUUCCUCCACCACGGCUUCUCUCUGAGCAACAAUUCCCUCCUGGUCCCCAGCAGUGGUCUCUACUUCAUCUACUCCCAAGUGGUCUUCUCUGGGGAAGGCUGCCAUACCAAGACCAGCCCGCUCUACCUCACUCACGAAGUGCGGCUCUUCUCAGCACAGUACCCCAUUCAUGUACCUCUGCUCAGCACCCAGAAGUCUGUGUGCCCUGGGCCUCGGGGGCCUUGGAUGCACUCCAUGUACCAGGCGGCUGUGUUCCUACUCAGCCAGGGAGACCAGCUGUCCACCCACACAGAUGGCCUAGCUCACCUGCUCCUAAGCCCAAGCAGUGUCUUCUUUGGGGCCUUUGCUCUAUAG
Messenger RNA from Suncus etruscus (white-toothed pygmy shrew), 619 nucleotides. RefSeq names its product lymphotoxin alpha (gene LTA). Gene Ontology annotation, biological process: immune response. The coding region runs from base 8 to 619 and encodes 203 amino acids. The record is from RefSeq and is a predicted model, not a curated record. Gene Ontology annotation, molecular function: tumor necrosis factor receptor binding. Gene Ontology annotation, cellular component: membrane. The transcript is spliced from 3 exons. NCBI's taxonomy places the organism in Eukaryota, Metazoa, Chordata, Mammalia, Eulipotyphla, Soricidae.